AUGUCAUUCUCGACUCCGACACUGCAAGAUGCUGAAUUCAGGCGGCUUUCCUCUUCGCUACUGCCUUCUGAAGACCCUGAUUCCCAGCCUCCCAGUAGAAAGAGGAUCCGUCUUGAGCUUGGCGGUGUCUCUGAGGAGAGGUGGAGCCUGCCUUUGGUGCCUCGCUUGUCUGAAGUAGGAAAAAUCUGGGAGUUGCAGCCUAGACCCUUCAAGGCAGUCACUCUUUCAUCUAAUGUGAAUUUUGAUUACUCCACAGACUCGUGUGUAGAGAAAUCAGUUAGUGGGAGGCAGAUACAUCACCCAGGAGUCCAAAAUAGCAAAUUUCAUACGAUUAGCUGUUUGCAAUCUCUCCCCUCACAAAGUUUUGAUUCUGGUUUGAGGGCUUCAGAAAGGUCUUUUGAACCAGUACUGAAUGGAAGAGAGGUUUUCAGCGUGCACAACAGCGAUAGAUCUAAAGCAGAGGUUAAUCAACCUCUGUCCAGCACCUCCAUAUAUGAUAUACAUGGAGUUAAAAAAGAAAAGGAAAAACAGUAUUUAGUGCAAAGGAGAAACAAUAGUCAGAAAGUCAAUAGAUACAUGAAGCGGGCAGAAAACCCAUUUUUAGAUGUUACCUUUUCUAAGGAAGCUAAACCAACACGUCAAGAAAUUAAGAAGAGAUAUAACGUUGGCAGUGUUAUCCCAUCAAAUAAAAAAGAAAGCAUUUUAGUAUCUAUGCUAAAAAUAGCAAAAUGUCCAAAGAAACCCAGCUUGGAAAUUGCUAAACCCUUCUAUUUUAGAGAUAACAACACAGUAAGUAUCCCUGACUUUCCAACUGAUUUAAAUAGCAAAAUGUCCUCUGUCUAUUUAAAGGAAAUAGCAAAGAAAAAAAAUGACAAAAAUGAGACAUAUGUUUGGAAUUUCACAAACAUUUACUGUUCUCAAAGUAGACCUGAUGUUAAGCAAAAGCUACAAAAUGACAAUAAUAUUGUGGAUGAAGAAGAUACUUUUUCUGAGUAUUAUGAAAGUAAUCAUCAAUCACUGAGCAACCAAAAUACUUGGAAAGAAACAAAAGACAUUAUCAAUUUCAACUACUAUAAUCAUAGUAGACUCAUGUAUGAUGUAAGAGCCUCUAAAAAUAAUAUUACUGAAAUACUAGCAAAUUCAAAAGAAAAAGAAACAGAAAUAGGCCUGGACAGUUACAUACCAAUCAGGUUGGAAAAAAAUCAUUUAUGGGAUUAUAACACUAAAUGUGUUUUGAAGAGAAACAGGGAAAGUUGUUGGACUAUGAAUAAUUGUAAGACUAAAUGUGAAAAUAUGAACAUAAGUGGCAAAAAUAUAAAUUUUCAACAAUUAUUGGAAAUAGACCUUUUAAACAAGGAAGGUCAGCACAGUACAAGAACCAUAAAUACAUAUGAAGAACAAUCAAAACCUCUUAUAAUAGAAACACUGGAUAGUCAAAAAGCUUUAAUAAAAAUAGUUUGUUUAAGUGACAGAGAAGAAAAUGAUAAUAUGCUACAGUUGAGACAUUAUGCUACACAAAAAGGCUUACAUUUAAGUAACAUUUUUGAAAGUUUCAGCACAGAAAUUUUUUGUUUCCAUAAAAAUAUUUCAGGAAGUAAAAAGUAUAGUAUUUUAGCCUGGUAUGAAACUUUGAAGUGCAAAAAGAAAGCUGAGAUUCUAAAUCUAAUAACCAGGAAUAUGAAUAUUGAUAGAAAGAAUGAUGUUUUAAACAUAGAUAUACUGACCAAUGUUUCUGAAGCUCUAAAUAUUAUAUUGAAAACCAACAAUUACCUUGAUUCUUUAACAAAACUUGAAAAAGAGUUUAAAUUAGGUAAUUCAAAUAAACUAUUCAAAUGGAUAGUUUAUUUGAAUUAUCUGAAAAGUCUCAUAGUACAAAAUCAUUAUGUAUAUCCAGCAAGGAUUUUAACUUUUUCAUGGAUGUUAGAAGAUAAUAUGGGACCUAUGUUCAAGAAAAGAAAGCAAUUGCAAACUGAUGAAGUUUUUGAAGGAUCUAAGAAAGAAACCAUCAAUUCCUUCAGUAUGACUGCUAAAAAUAUAUGUUUUCCAGUUUUUCAGACUUAUGAAAAAAAUUCUUUUUUAAUGGAAUUAGAUGACAUGCAUGACAUUUUUUUGACAGAAGAAAUUAGUUACAAAGAUAAUUGCCGUGAAGAAGUCAUGAAUGUAGACAAUUGGGCCCACUUUAGUCCUAUUACUGUUAAAAUGAAUGCUAAGUUUGGUCCUCAGUUUAUUCAGAACUACCAAAGAUAUUUUAAUGAAAAAUUUAAUGAAAUAAGUAUGCACAAGCAAGAUUCAGAUACUGAAAGUAAACAACAGCAUAAUAAGAUUACUAGCUUUAAUUCUGAGUUCAUAUCUGAGGAUUUCUUUAAUGUCCUGGCAAGCCAUGUAAUAAUACAUGGUCAACAAACCCAUACCACGACUACAACUCAGGUGGCAAGUUUUGGGAACUUUCAAAGUGAAAUUAAAGAAAAAUAUUAUGAAGUAAUUUUGGAGGAGGAAAUAAAAACCACAGCACAAAGUUUAACAAAUAGUUGCCAGAUUUAUAAAGAUAUUAAGACAGAAAAGGAGGAGAAAGAUAUUUUUUCUUCAGUGGAUAGCAUGCUUUCUGUACAAUCAGCUUCAUUAAUGAGUAAAAAAUUAAACGUGGAAGAUGCUAUACAGACAAACCAAAUAUAUGUUAAUCAAAAUAACAUUCCUGACAGAAAUGAAUAUGAGAACACUUUGCAAGAAAGGGAAUUAGCUAAUUCAAGGCAUUUUCAUCUGAAGAAUGGUUCUACAGAAAGUGUUAAUCAUCAAUUUGAAAGUGAUUUGAGUGCUGGGAACAAUGAAUGUUUUCAGGACUUAACUGCUAAGUGUUUAUCAACAGAAGCUCUUACAAUAGGAAAAGAUUUUGAAAUGAGGAAUAAAUUUGAUUUAGUACUUCAAGAACUUCAUAUGUUUCAUGAAAUUAGUAAGGAUAAAGAAAUUCUAAGCACUGUAAGAACAAACAUUGGGCAAGAAAAUUACUUUGGAGAAAGUAAUGAUAUGGAAGAUGUAGACAAGGAGAAAGAAAUAGAUUUGAAAGUGGUUACAGUCAACAAAAUGUGUGGAUCUUCUUUACUCUGUGAUACUACAGCAGGUCCUAACAUGUGUAAAAGACACCACAGUUCAUUUAAAUGGAAAACAGAACCCAAUAAUGGCGAGCAGAAAGUUCCUAAUGAAUAUUUUGGUCCAAGAACAUCAGAGGAAGAAUUACUCUGUUCUCCUUCUAAGAAAGAUUGUGAAAAACCCUUAUCUCAAAGGCCUGCUUUGUUUUCUGAUGAAUUUAAGGAAGAAAAAUAUAAUUAUUUAUUGAAAGGAGGUAGCCAUUUUUCAUAUGGAAUUUUAAGAGUACAUCCACUGAAGACAUGCAGCCGACCAAUCAGAAUUGGUUUGUCAAGGAAAGCUAAGCUUAAACAACUUCAUCCCUAUCUGAAAUAA
This is a messenger RNA of Orycteropus afer afer, 3456 nucleotides long. It is a transcript of the gene RAD51AP2, whose product is annotated as RAD51 associated protein 2. Lineage: Eukaryota; Metazoa; Chordata; Mammalia; Tubulidentata; Orycteropodidae. The transcript is spliced from 3 exons. The record is from RefSeq and is a predicted model, not a curated record. Bases 1 to 3456 code for a protein of 1151 amino acids.